UUAAGUGUCAUUACUGUUUAAGGUUAUUUUGUAUUAUUUUACAAUUAAAUGUUCUUAAAACUUAAUUUUGUGGUACAUUGAUACCGUUAUAGUCAUUUUUAAAUUAAUAGAGUUGUGAUCUACAAAAUUUGUAUGAACGUGUGUUUAUAAAUAUGACUUCACGUAUAACGUGUUUCGCGCUUCAUAACGUUUUCGGCUAUACGCUAAAGCAAGGCGUUGUGUUGGUUGGAUUUUGUUCCCUAUUAAUAUCCGUGAUAACACUGCUCGCGUCGUUAAUAGCCCUAUGUAUCAUGGCGGCUACAGAGAGGCAAUAUAAUGCUGACCCAUUAAAUGCCAUCGAUAUGAUAUUUGCACUAUUCUGCACGAGUACGUCCAUGUACCAGAUUGGCCUGGCUAUCAUGCUGUUAUGGUAUACUGUGUGGCACAAAGGUGUGCCUUUCUUCCUGACGCUGUGGUACGGCUCCCACUUGUCGAUCUUGCCGCUCUACUGCUUCAUGUUCACUGCGAGGAGUCUCAUUUGUUUCAAUGCUGGAUACCCCGUGUCCGGAAUGAUGACAAUAUUUUUCGGAAUAGCUUUUAAAGGGAUAUACAUUUACUUCGCUGUAAUCGUCAACAGCUACAUAAAUUCACUUGAACCUAACGUUAUUUUUUUUUAGUGAUGCCACUCUUAGGAGAUGUUCUAUAUUUGCAAAUAGUAGCACCAAAUAUUAUGUCAAAUCUUUUUAUUUUGAAAAAGAUAACUUUUCAAAGAGAAAGUAUCGGCUUGGAAUUGGAGGUUUAAUGCAACUUUUUAUGAUUUUAAUUUGCUACUUAUAUUUACAA
Trichoplusia ni (cabbage looper) is the source of this 822-nucleotide messenger RNA. RefSeq lists its product as uncharacterized. Bases 153 to 656 code for a protein of 167 amino acids. Lineage: Eukaryota; Metazoa; Arthropoda; Insecta; Lepidoptera; Noctuidae. The transcript is spliced from 4 exons. The record is from RefSeq and is a predicted model, not a curated record.